Molecule: messenger RNA, 462 nt
Organism: Sorex araneus (European shrew)
Lineage: Eukaryota; Metazoa; Chordata; Mammalia; Eulipotyphla; Soricidae
Product: secretoglobin family 1D member 2-like
Exons: 3
Coding region: 77-349 (90 amino acids)
Source: RefSeq, a predicted model, not a curated record
CGCUGCCCAGGCUCCCGAGUCCAGCUGCUGACUGCUCAUCCCUUGCGCAAGCUAACUGCUCCCAGCCACAAACACCAUGAAGCUGUCCCUGUGUGCCCUGCUGGUCGCUCUGGCCCUUUGCUGCUACCAGGCUGACGCAGCCAUGACUUGCCCAGCCCUUGCGGGAGAUAUGAGUUCAUUUGUCAUCAGCUCGGAAAGUGUCUUUAAACUAUACCUUGCUCAAUUUCAUGCCCCUGAUGCUGCUGUGGAGGCCAAGAUGCUUUGGAAGACCUGCUACAAUAAUGCCGUGGACCCUGCAGGGAGAGCUCUAAUUGCAAAAACUUUGACGAACAUUCUUGCGGCCUGCUAGAAACAAUAAUAACAAGUCUUCUAUCUGUCAUCUAUGCCUUACAAUGAUCUAAUGAAUUUCAAGAAAAUGUCAAGGUUUCACUCUCUCUUCUAAUAAAUUACUUGCUCAACACA